This is a messenger RNA of Bubalus bubalis (water buffalo), 4449 nucleotides long. It is a transcript of the gene TRIM32, whose product is annotated as tripartite motif containing 32. The transcript is spliced from 2 exons. The record is from RefSeq and is a predicted model, not a curated record. Bases 1415 to 3376 code for a protein of 653 amino acids. Gene Ontology annotation, molecular function: protein binding; zinc ion binding. Lineage: Eukaryota; Metazoa; Chordata; Mammalia; Artiodactyla; Bovidae.
AUAUGCCGUAAGAGUAAAGAUUCUUCAUCCUUUCCAAUGCAGUUUGUAAACUGAAUGCUUUGCUCAUCCUGGUACUAAUGUUAAUAGUGUUCUGAUUGUUACUAAAAUUAUGAUACAGAGCAAUUUUUCUCUGCAUAUCUGCCAGUUUCCAGGCUAAACACUUUAUAUGCAUUAUCCCUAAUUAUCACAAUAAACUGCUUAUAAAGCAAGAAAACAGGUUUAGUGAGGUUAAAUAACUUGCCUCCUGGCCCACAACUUGUAAAUGACAUGCUGAUUUGAUCCCAGUUCUGUCUGACUUCAAGGUUCAUGGGUUUUUGUUAUUAUUCUGCUCCCAAAUUCAUGGACUGGGAAAGGCUAGUGGUGCCAAAAGCAGCCAGGGUUUGACUACAGAAUUUUCCUGAGUCUUAGGGCAGCUGGAACAAAAACAGCUUAAGGGGUGGAUUCUUAUCUGGUGCUGAAUCAGAGCUAGGCUAAUAUCACUAUGAAGUGCGCAGUAUGAAUCAGGAGAUCAAAGAAAUUAGUCGGGGGGUGGGGUAAGCUGAGGUGAGAUGAAGUGACAGUGACGGGUCAGGAGUUGACAGUACAAAGUGCACAACAGGAGACACAUUCGUAGUAUCAGGAAGGCAGCCAGAAUUAUCAAGAACAGGUUGAGGGUUCGUUCUGAUUGGUUUUAGAUUUCACAGCUGGCAGAAAAUGGGCAGCUAACUUAAAGACUUGGGAUGAUACGAUAGUUCCUUUCACAGGUACAUCUUUUCAAGGGAAAUUGAGUUCAAAUGGACUUCCCAUCUGAAUUCCUUUUGGUUUUAACCAGGUGUAUCUUUCUGGAAGAGAGGAGCCGUAUCUGCAUGUCACAUAGCUGCGUAUUAGACGAGGGUCCUGCUGAAAGCAGUGUUCUCAAGUUCCCAAGACAUGGCUCAGGCCUUUUUCAGGUCUGAGGCUAUCUCCAUGCCUGAUGCUUUAGUGAUGGGACUUCAUGCUUCCUGGCAAAGCACGGCAGCUUUAGGAAAGGAAUCCUUGAUGUUCUCUUCUGCCUCAGAGAGCCUGGUGGAGCUGCAGACAGCUGAGAUAUUUUGGGACAUAGACGUGGGCAUAGUAAAUUCAUUUUUUUAAGUGGAUGGCUUGAAGAGGGAGGCAGGAAGCUUUUUAAUUGAAGGAGGUGGUAUGAUAUUUCAGAAAACUGGAGAAAGAAUGUGCUGGUAUUUUUACAAGUUGGCAGACUUGUUUAAUUAGUGAUCUGCAGUGCCAGUUCUGAGAAGAACAGAUGUCCCCGUGCAUUGUGAGGUGACAUGCUCUGGAUCCAGAUACCAAAUGUUGCCCUCAGUCUGCUGUCCCAGCAGGGUUUGUCUCUCCAGAGCAUGAACGCUCAGCCGUUCAGUCCCGGGUGGUGCUAGCAGGCCCCUUGGAAAGAAGAGUCAUGGCCGCGGCCGCAGCCUCUCACCUGAACCUGGACGCGCUACGGGAAGUGCUGGAAUGCCCCAUCUGCAUGGAGUCCUUCACGGAGGAGCAGCUGCGGCCCAAACUCCUGCACUGCGGCCACACCAUCUGCUGCCAGUGCCUGGAGAAGUUCCUGGCCAGCAGCAUCAAUGGCGUCCGCUGUCCCUUUUGCAGCAAGAUCACCCUCAUCACCAGCCUGGCCCAGCUGACCGAUAACCUGACGGUGCUGAAGAUCAUCGACAAGACGGGGCUCAGUGAGGCGGUGGGGCUGCUCAUGUGCCGCUCCUGCGGACGGCGGCUGCCGCGGCAGUUCUGCCGUAGCUGCGGUGUGGUGGUGUGCGAGCCGUGCCGGGAGGCGGAGCACCCAUCGCCGGGGCACUGCACGCUCCCGGUCAAAGAGGCUGCGGAGGAGCGGCGGCGGGACUUCGGCCAGAAGUUGGCGCGUCUGCGGGAGCUCAUGGGAGAGCUGCAGCGGCGGAAGGUGGCCUUGGAAGGCGUCUCCAAGGACCUUCAGGCCCGGUAUAAGGCGGUCCUCCAGGAGUACGGGCACGAGGAACGCAGGGUCCAGGAAGAGCUGGCUCGCUCCCGAAAAUUCUUCACGGGCUCGGUGGCCGAGGUGGAGAAGUCCAACAGUCAGGUGGUGGAGGAGCAGAGCUACCUGCUGAACAUCGCCGAGGUGCAGGCUGUGUCCCGCUGCGACUACUUCCUGGCCAAGAUCAAGCAGGCCGACGUGGCGCUCCUGGAAGAGGCGGCCGACGAGGAGGAGCCCGAGCUCACCGCCAGCUUGCCCCGGGAGCUCACCCUGCAGGACGUGGAGCUCCUCAAGGUCGGCCACGUCGGCCCCCUCCAGAUCGGGCAGGCGGUCAAGAAGCCCCGGACGGUCAACAUGGAAGACUCGUGGGCCAUGGAGGCGGCGGCUUCUGCAGCCCCUUCCUCAGUUACCUUUAGAGAGAUGGACGUGAGCCCCGAGGACAUGGGGGCCAGCCCGAGGGCCUCGCCUGCCAAGCAGCGGGGUUCCGACCCGGCUGCCAACAUCCAGCAGUGCCUCUUUCUCAGGAAGAUGGGGGCCAAAGGCAGCACCCCGGGCAUGUUCAACCUCCCGGUCAGUCUCUACGUGACCAGUCAAGGCGAGGUGCUGGUUGCUGACCGCGGCAACUACCGCAUACAAGUCUUUACCCGCAAAGGCUUUCUGAAGGAAAUCCGCCGCAGCUCCAGCGCCAUGGAUAGCUUUGUGCUGAGCUUCUUUGGGGCCGACCCGCCCAACCUCACUCCUCUGUCAGUGGCCAUGAACUGCCACGGGCUGGUCGGCGUGACUGACAGCUACGACAACUCGCUCAAGGUGUACACCUUGGACGGCCACUGCGUGGCCUGCCACCGCAGCCAGCUGAGCAAACCCUGGGGCGUCACAGCCCUCCCGUCUGGCCAGUUUGUGGUGACGGACGUGGAAGGUGGGAAGCUCUGGUGCUUCACGGUUGACCGGGGCGCGGGGGUGGUCAAAUACAGCUGCCUCUGCAGCGCCGUGCGGCCCAAGUUUGUGGCCUGUGAUGCUGAAGGCACCGUCUACUUCACCCAGGGCCUGGGUCUCAACCUGGAGAACUGGCAGAACGAGCACCACCUGGAGGGCGGCUUCUCCAUCGGCUCCGUGGGCCCCGACGGGCAGCUGGGGCGCCAGAUCAGCCACUUCUUCUCGGAGAACGAGGAUUUCCGCUGCAUCACCGGCAUGUGUGUGGACGCCCGUGGCGAUCUCAUCGUGGCUGACAGCAGUCGCAAGGAAAUCCUCCACUUCCCCAAGGGUGGGGGCUACAGUGUCCUUAUUCGAGAGGGGCUCACCUGUCCGGUGGGCAUUGCCCUCACUCCAAAGGGGCAGCUGCUGGUCCUGGACUGUUGGGAUCAUUGUAUCAAGAUUUACAGCUACCAUCUGAGAAGAUACUCUACCCCUUAGGGGCUGGGGAAUAUCCGUUUCUUCUGCUCCCCAACCACCUACCCUUCCCUUGUCUCUUGGUUGUUGGCAAUACUGUAGAGUAGACUUGGCCUGUGUCUUGACUCCAAAUGGCUAGUCCUAGAAGUUUAGAAGCUCUGGCUUUUAGCAUUGUUGUUGUUGUUGUUUUAAAUUUGUAUUCUUUCCUCUCAAAGUUUAGAGCUUUAACAGAUGCAGUAUCCCCCAUAGGACAUGUGAUUUGAGGUUAGCUGACAUUUGAUUAGAACAUAGGCCCUUCCAAGGCUUCAGUAGAGAGCCUUCUGCCCCUGUAUUUGAAAUCGUCCCUUGUACUGAGUCCUUGUUGAUUUCCCCCUCUCUUGGCUGUGGUAGCUGGUCCCUUCCUGCCUUCCUGCUCUAACAGGCUCCGUCGGUGGCGCUUUCCCUUUAACGCGCUGCAUUCAGUGUGCACGCUGCAGUGGGACCUGCUUCACCUUUCCAUGACGCUCAGACAUCACACCCCUGUGACGUGGUGUCUCAGGUCUGACCGCCUUUACCGGUCUGAGAGACCGUUCGCUUACUGCCACCAUGGGAGCCCCACACUCCCCACUGGGAAGCAGUACUUUCCUGGCUCUAGGGGUUUUGCGAUAUCUUGGAUUGGUUUCUAAUUUCAGGUGUGACCAAGAAUCUAGGGCAGAAAAUGGAUUGACCCCCGUUGGUUGGUGUUGAAGACUUUAGCCUGGGAAUCGCUUGCCUUUUAAAGGAGUACGUGGAUUGGAAAAGUUACGCCAAAGCACAGGAAGAUGGAAAUAAAAAUAAAUGCUACUAUAGUCAGUAGACAUUAAUGAGUAGUCUCUAGAGCGCAUCCAUUUUUCAUAUUAACCUCUAUCCACUGACCUGUGGUAGGAGCUGUCUGCGGAAUUGUACAACACAGGCCAGGGCCAAGAAAGUGGGGAGGUGGACGCAUCUCAUUUUCAUUACUAAAACAAAACUGUUGGGUCCUCAUUGUGCAUUUUCCCCAAGUGAGUGCAUAAUUUUUGGUUGCGGGAUUUAUUUCCAUCCCUCUAUCAAGCAUUAAAUAAUUGAUAACUGUUUCUUCA